CAAACAGCAACAUUAUAACUAUAUACAGAAACUAGCAAAGGAAGCAUUUAACAUGACUAGAUAGAAUUUGCUCACAUGAACAGGAAAAAAUUACCUAUUGAUUGGAUUAUAGUUUCAUACCAUUUUUCAAAAUGCAGGAGUCUGAACAUAGCAUGGAGCAUGACAAGAUGAGUCAUUUAAUACAAUCAAUUCAGCUAAAAAACAAUAAGCUGAAAACCUUUUUUGAAGACAAAGAGGACCGAAAACGGACUGAAAGAAUAAAAGUGACCCUACAAGAACUGAUAAGCCUCAUGCAAGAGGUUAAUUGUGCAUCAUCUGAAAACAUGGUGACAGCUCAGAACACACUGCAAAUUACAUGCAAGACAUUGGUGGAUGAACUUGACAAGCAAAAACCAAAUCAAGCUGAACAAAAUUAUUCAGAUAAUCUUUAUGGAAAAAAUCUUAAAGAAAUGCAUAAUUUCCUAAACAACAUUGUUGAAGAUCUUAGAAGCACAAUAAAUACAAUGCACAAGAUAAAGAACAACUUAGAUAAUGCUGAGGCCUUAACAAAAUCUGUUUGGAAUGGAUCAAGCCAGCAUUGUACUUUAACAGGAAAUGGAUCAGAAACUGAACCUCAGGAUAAUGCCUUUAAUCAUGCUGAUAACAACUCUUCCAGGAAAGAUCAGUGCCAACCAAAUUCAGAAAUCUUAUUACCAGUAAAUACACAAGAAGACAAAUUAUUACUUCCUGAGGAAGAAAAUAUUCCUGAUGAAAACAGCAGUGAAAAAAUUAUAAAGCACGACACAACCACAGACAUAAAAUGUUACAAUGAGGACUUGAAAAAUGAGCAAAAAUCAGUUAAUGGUGACAAUAGUGAGAGUCACCCAACUGUUAAUAAUCUGAAACCUGUUCAUCCUGAGAAGAGUGGCAAUGAGUGUGAACCCAGCAAGGCAGAUGGCAAAGAGAAGGUGGGCAUGCAGUCUAAGGAAGGCAAUAAUAUGUUACAGAAGACAGACAUGAUCAUACAACAGAACAUUUCUUUAAAGACAGAGCUGGUCAAUAGCACAAACAAUAACGAGUUUCUAAAAUAUCAUAAUGCAGCAUGGAAUUGUGAAGCAGAAAACCAGGAAGAUCUAGCGGGCACAUCAAAACCAGUACAUUUUACAGAGCUGAAAGACCAACAUACAAUGCAAAGUGUAUGUUAUAUUGCGGCACCUUAUCUUGUAGUACAAAGGCUGACCAGUAGAAUUGUAAAUAACUUGAGUUCACUGGCUGUAAUGGAUUCUGAAGAACUGGUUAGUGACAUCAUCAGUAUUCAAUAUCCUGGCAGCAAAUUCAAGAUUCCUUUUCCUCUUUCAAUUUCUAUACCCUUCACGGCACGCUACAGAGGUAAUUACCGUGACAUUAUGGUAAAGAUUUUUGAAGAUGGAAUGCAUGCAAGCUACAUAACUCCUUCCAUAUUUGAAGGAACUCGAGGAAAACAAAAGGGUUCUUUUGCAGAAUUUAAAGUGUACAAGUUUGCAAUUUUUUCUGUUGUCUCCUGCUUACGUAAAGAGAAUUUCACAGUUCCCAGGAAAGGACUAUCCAUGAAGCUAAGCAUGGACCCACGAAUUGCCCUAGACUACCCACCAGGUUCUUUUCACACUCCUGUGUUUGUGCAAUCAAUGGUCCAGCCCAUAGACGCAUCAAUUCUUUCCAUUCUCAAAGCAAAGAGUGAUGAAUACCAUGCAGUUGUGUCCACUAGCCCUUUACUUCACAUUUUACAUCCUUCAACCCAGACAUUUUGGAAGUCUGUUACAUUCACACUCCCUUGUCCUCCAAAUCCUGAGAAAAAGAAGAAGGGAGAUGAAAGUGAUUCGGCAAGGCCAGCAAGUGCUGUGCUUCCAAAGAACACACCCAUUCACAGACAAAGGGCUGCAAGUGCUACUGUAAAGAAUUCCAGAGACUCCUCAAAGGAACAUUUGCUGUUAGCUGGGUACAAGCAUAAGGAAGAACAGUGGAUUAUAAUGGAACAUAUCACAGUAAAAAACCUUCAGAAUGGGCUGGUUUCUUUUGAAAUAGCUGAACAUGUUGAAAGAUUGAUCGUGUUUCGUCUACUGUCAUCAAUAAAAAGCUCAUUGUUGACUGAGAUCAUAUUAAAGCUUGAGGAGGCAAUUGUUAACACUCUGAUCAAUGUUGUAUUAUAUCGUAAAAAAGAAGAUCCAAACAAUGCUGUGGUUUUGGCAGUGCCAAACAAAGACUUAAGGUGGGAGCUAAUGAAACUUCGAGAUGAAGGGUACUCCAGUCCACCAGACCCAUCUGAUGAGAUUUCAAUCAAAGAGGGAGAACAAGUUUUAUUACACUUUGUUGGAAACAUUUCAGCAAUAGGAGAGGAUAACAAUCCGAUAAUGAUCAAAAAGAUCACAUUUCACUGUCAAAGGAAAAACCAAAUGAACUUAUACCUAAAAGAGCUGGAUGAAUUUGGAAACUACUCCUCACCUCAUUACAAGGGUACAGUUCUGGUAUACAAGCUAACAAAAGAAGACAUUAAGAAGUUUGGAGACAAAUGUACCUCGGCACUGAAAAAUGUUAAUCAAAACCCCUUAUGCAAGCUAGCAUUAACCCUACCAAAGAGAGAGAGGAUUAUCAGCCGUCCAGCAAGUGCUAAAUCAACACUGACAGAUCCAUCUGAGCCACUCUCAGAUGCCCUGCUGCACUGGUUGUCUGGGGAACUUUCAGAAGAGGAUGCUGCUCUGCUUGUCACAUGUCUUCGCAUACGCCGCAGCUCAAUUCAGCUUGUUAAACUUAAGGUUCCAGAGAAUUUGACUGACCAGAUUUAUGAAUUACUUGCAAUCUGGCGAAAAAGCCUUCCAAAAUGCGCUGACAAGAUAACUUUGCUCUCACGUAAUCUUAGCAAAUGUGGCAGAGAUGAUCUUGUCAAGGAUCUUCAGCUAAAGGACAGAAUUAAUCGCUUUUCUAACCAAGAAGAGUAAACAAUUUCUAGUUUAUUGAAUUACCUUAUGAAAUAUGAAUAUGAGCAACAAUAAUUUUAGUAAAAUGA
Polypterus senegalus (gray bichir) is the source of this 3019-nucleotide messenger RNA. It is a transcript of the gene dthd1, whose product is annotated as death domain containing 1. The record is from RefSeq and is a predicted model, not a curated record. Gene Ontology annotation, biological process: signal transduction. The transcript has 10 exons. The coding region runs from base 132 to 2951 and encodes 939 amino acids. Gene Ontology annotation, molecular function: protein binding. NCBI's taxonomy places the organism in Eukaryota, Metazoa, Chordata, Cladistia, Polypteriformes, Polypteridae.